CUCUCUCUUUGUUUCGACACCAGCUCUAUUUUUGACCUACUACUCUGCGGGAAUUCUGGGAAGAAGAAAGGCGCUAGCGCUGUCGUAUGCUCUAUCAGCAAUCUUCUUCGGACUGUUGAUCAUCUGCCCUCUCUCCUCGGCAUGGAUGACAGCAUUCCUGGCGGGUGCUAGAAUGUCUGUGACAACAGCCUUUAGUUUGAUGAUCAUUUACACACCAGAGGUGUAUCCGACGUCAGUGCGAGGCAUGGCUGUGGGUGCGUCACGGGCUCUCUACCGGCUAGGUAGUGCUGGUGUGCCCUUCCUCUCACAGGUUCUGCUGAGGAAGUCCGUAGUUGGCAGCAAAGCUGUACACACCGCAGUGACUCUGACGGCUGCUUUCAUCUGCUUGCUCUUGCCCAUCGAGACCAGGAAUCGACAGCUAGGGGAAUGAACCCUGGCAUGACGCAGCAGCCUCUAGAAGCCUGGAGAAAACAGGCUGACAUCUGGGACUUGACAACCACAAUCCCUUUCAUCGGAUACGCCUCCCACAUUUACUGACAAAAAUUGUUCGCUUUUUACUGACCUUCUUUUAUACAGAAAAAGAGUAUCUUUUCGUUCUUACUAUUUGUGGACCUGAGAAAUGUAGACGAUAGACGACCCAGCGGCCAACAACUUAUCCAGGCUGCCUUCUAUUCGAAUUUGUACUUAUUCUGAGGAUGCAGAUUAGGAGAGCCGAGAGGCACCCUUUCUCACUUUCCAGGUGUCCUUCAUAACAGGUUCCACGGAAUUUUUUCAGCUGGUAGAUUUACGCAAGUCAUUUGACGACCCAGCGGCCAACAACUUAUCCAGGCUGCCUUCAAUUCAAUUCCUAUUCUGAGGAUCUGUGCAGAUCGAGAGGCACCCUUCCUCACUUUCCAGGUGUCCUUCACAACAGGUUCCACUGUAUUUUUUUCAGCUGGUAGAUUUACGCAAGUCAUUUGCUUUCCAAAUUCUGGGGGAUUUGUGUGAAAAGACCCAGAUUUGAUUACAGUAUCUCCAAAUUCUGUUGCAAAUUCCCUACCCCUUUACCUAGAUUUACAUAGUGAGAUUUUUUAUCAAAUGAAAUUUUUUCCAUUCAUCAGAAUAUUUAUCUUGCACAUAGUAGUACUUGUACAAUUUUAAGUUUGUAACACUUGAUCAGUUCAUGCCAGCUGAGCAGGAUCAUCAUUAUCAUGAACUGGAAAUCGAAGCUCUAAAAUCCUAAAAAAUACGCGUGCAAAACGA
Sycon ciliatum is the source of this 1242-nucleotide messenger RNA. RefSeq names its product putative transporter SVOPL. Bases 146 to 430 code for a protein of 94 amino acids. The record is from RefSeq and is a predicted model, not a curated record. NCBI's taxonomy places the organism in Eukaryota, Metazoa, Porifera, Calcarea, Leucosolenida, Sycettidae. The transcript is spliced from 5 exons.